Molecule: messenger RNA, 1333 nt
Organism: Acomys russatus (golden spiny mouse)
Lineage: Eukaryota; Metazoa; Chordata; Mammalia; Rodentia; Muridae
Product: probable G-protein coupled receptor 32
Exons: 1
Coding region: 18-1016 (332 amino acids)
Biological process (GO): positive regulation of cytosolic calcium ion concentration; complement receptor mediated signaling pathway; phospholipase C-activating G protein-coupled receptor signaling pathway
Cellular component (GO): plasma membrane
Molecular function (GO): complement receptor activity; N-formyl peptide receptor activity
Source: RefSeq, a predicted model, not a curated record
AAUGCCAGCCUGUAGAGAUGUGGUAUCUCCGCCAGCUCACCAUCGCCGUCCUGAUUGUGUCCUGUGUCACUGGAGUCCUGGGUAAUGGGCUGGUGCUGUGGAUGGCCAUAUUCCGCAUGGCCCGCACGGUCACAAUGAUAUGGUUCAUCAACCUGGCCCUGGCUGACUUUACUGUCCUCCUGUCUCUGCCCAUCGCAAUAUAUGUCAUGAUGAAUGGCUGGUGGCCAUCUGCUACGGUGGUCUGUAAACUCUACAUGGCUUUUGUGGCCCUCAACUUCUUCGUCAGCAUCUAUCUUCUGGUCCUCAUCUCUGUGGAUCGCUGCAUCUUGGUCUUGUACCCUGUGUGGGCCAGGAACCACAGAACGGUGCAGCGGGCUAUAUGGUUGUCCAUCAGUGUGUGGCUCGUGGCAGCUGCUGCCUGUUCUCCAUACUUAAAGUACCGAAACACUGAAAGACUAAAAGACUGUGAAUAUUGCUACUUCGACUUCAAUUCAGAGGAAAAGACACGCCAUGACUGGAGUGCCAUGGUUGCUAAGCGACAAAUAGCAAUGGCCAUCACCCACUUCGUGCUUGGCUUCCUGGUACCCCUGACUAUCAUCAGCAUCUGUACCCACUGCAUCCGGGCCAAGCUCUGCAGGGAGGGCUGGGUGCACGCGAAGAGGCCCAAGAGGCUGCUUGUGGUGGUUGUAAGCGCCUUCUUCAUCUUCUGGCUCCCCUUCAAUGUGGUGCUCCUGGUGAAGUCUGUGCUGCUGACGUCUCUGGAGCAGCCCUUCUACCCCAAGAUGCAGCUUAUCUCAUGGGCUGUCUUUGCUUUGGGCUGCCUCAACAGCUGCAUCAACCCCUUCCUCUAUGUCUUCAUUGGCAGGGAUUUCCAGGAACGAUUUUUCCAGUCUCUACCUUCUGCCCUGGCUAGAGUGUUUGGGGAAGAGGGUUUUAUCAGUCAUCCUGUCCCUGAGGCCAAUACCCCUGCAGAGAGUGGAAACCGUCCAGUUCAGAAUGGAAACCCACCUUCAUAGUCUAUGAACAAAAACAUUAACUUCUGAGGCUUGUUUCUACUUCUAGGAAGUCCUUCCAGCAAUCCACCAUCAUAAGCCUUCUAGUAUAGACAUCACCAUCUAUUUCCAACAUGGUGGGCUGUGAAAAAGAAAGACUACAUUACCUAGUGUCCUUUGCAACUAUAUAUAGCCAUGUGACUGAAAGCUGGCCAAUAGGUUGUAAGUAUGCACAUUGACCAUGUAACUUUCUUAAAUUGACCUUAAAUGAAAGAGUUUUGUCCACCCCUCCUAAGUUUGACUAGAAAUGGAAUGUAUCAGCCAGUUUUUGCUAUUUGACA